AUGUUGUCGCACGCGGCCUCAGCAGAUGUCCUCUGCGGAGAACCGCCAGCAGCAUUGCAAGGGCAUGCUCACAGCCCGCAGAGGUUGUCUUCUGCAUCUACUUACUCCGCCAGAAGUUGUGUAGUAGCCUUCCCAACAUCGUCCGGGUUCUCCAGUCCUCCCGGAUCGUCUUCACAACGACUGGACCAGCACACGGAAACAGCUUGUGAAAAGAAGUCGCAUUCUGCGCCGGGGAUGGUGACGCAGGUGGAUCAGGACGCACGAAGGAGGACAAGUUUCGCGAAUGCCACUGUCAUGAGUCAUUCUUGUGAAGCUGCACGACCACGAGAAGAGCCAGCAGGGGCGAUGCAAUUAGAACUACCACAGAUGAACGACGACAUCUUCUCCUGCACCGGGAAAAUUCACUGCAACAGCAACAGCCGAUCCUCAAUUUCUUGUACCCGACGGGAUUUGAGUAGUAGGGAAGAGACUGGUAGUUGUUGGCGUCGCAACGUCGCUACCAGUGCAAGAAGUUGGUCAUCUUCCACUCUUGUAGAAGAGGCUCCUUUGGUCUGUAGUUCGCUUGUUCGCUGCACUACAUUUCGUGGCGUCGGACGACCAGGGCAAGAAGGUGGUGCAGCUUCCGUUCCAAAUCAUCAAUCUCGUGAACACGUCGGCCACGAAGUUUUAGAACCCUCUCGCCAACAACAGCGAAAGAUGCAGCAAGCAACGUCGCAACUGCAGGACCUCGAGCACGUCGUUGGGAAGAGGAUAAAAAGCGCAACCGGUUCACCCGUAGUUUCAACUACAGUGAAAACAGCCCGCCCCAGCUCCUGCUCGGACAGUAGAUCACUUUUCAAAUCAACAAUGUGGUCACGACUAGAAGGGCCGCUGAAGAGACUUUUCUUACCGGUGCGAAAGUACAACAAUCUCAUCCGGCAGAAGAACGAAGCUAAGGAAACGAGCAGAAGUAGAACCCAAGGAGCUUCUACUGUCUCAGCCAGCUCGAUGCAGGACAAAGAGAAGACGAAAUCAACUAGAAAGAACUCAUUUUCAACAGGGGCAACAACCGCAGCAAAAACCACUGCGACCAUGUUUUUCUUUCUCGCAUCUUCAAUUAUCAUCCCUGAAGCAUCCGCCUCGGCCUUGCUUUCUUCUUUAAACCUCGACGACUGCCAGUGCGCGGUGGAAGACGGAAGGUGUCCGAACGGGUACUCCUGCCACUGCGAAAAGCCGAAGGAUAUUCUGGGCGAUCCCUACGACUGCGCGACGGAUACUAAGUGCUACAACCCGGUGUGUAUCAUGUGCAAGUAUGUCUGGGUCUGGAAGAAUGCAUGUUUGUCAUGCUUGUCGGGCAUGACUCUUAAGUCUGUGAUGCACGGCACCCAAGAGCUCCACUGUUCUGUCAUGCAGAAACGCAGUUUGUCAUGCAGAAUAGGCAACACCUAGAAGCUCAGAAACUUGUCAUCCUGAGCCAGCACUUGUGGCCUCCUCAUGAUACGCCACCCAGCAUCACAAGUUUCCAGACCCAGACGCAGACACAUUUGCAAUGCAUAGUGCGCCCGGCCGGGUACUGGAAGUGCUGCUUCGACUGCGAAUACAAUUCCUGCGCGUUCUAUGGAUGUGUCAGGAUCGAAAUCGACAAAGUCGAGAAAUUUGUGAUGCACAAAAUGUAGGGCACUGAAGGCCUGUAUUGGGCAGCAGGCAAAUGAAACCGAUUGUAAGCCUGUUUAGGGGCGGUAUGCAAUGCGCUGCCAGAGUAGCAUGACAGGAGCAGUCUUCUUUGCCUAGACAGCAUGACAUACUGGCCUUGGGUGCUCCCGAAAUUUGUCAUGCGCCGCUUGGAAACUGAGGCUCCAACUGGUAUCGAUUUUGUGCAUCACAAAUUUUUCGACUUUGUCAAUUUCGAUUCUGACACCUCCAUACUUUCCAAGACGGGUUUUACAUCCAGUCGCCGUCUUAUGAGAGUGCACAACUUGUUCCCCUCCCCCUCAUUUGUCAUGCAAAAACCCCAAAUCCAAGUGAUAAUUCCAUGUGGCAUUGUUUGCAUGACAGAUUCCGGAAGCCCAACCAGUACUACGCUAGGCGCAUGAAUCUGUCAUGCACAGGCUCCGCGUGUGCUGGUGUUUGUCGUGCUGUUCAUGCAAUACAAAUGAGGGGGAGUUCGGAGUUGUGCACUGUCAUACGUCGUUCCAGCAAGCCAGCUUUCUCCGGCCCUUCUGGCUCGAGGAAGCCAUCGUCACCCACGUGACGGAUCCGAGUGCAGAUUCCAGUGGCGGCUAUGAAUUGCAAAAGUUAAAGUAGCGUACAAGUAGUCAAAAUUGCAAUACAAACUAGCGCAGCACGACUAAUUGAAUUUCUUGUAGCCAUUUUGGCUCAAGAUCCCUUUGAAAUUCUCACCUCACCAAUAAAUCGGUGGGUGGGGGGGUCUUCGAGUUUUUUACUCUUACCACAGCGGCACCGUGUAGAGGUAGUUGACAUUUUACUGAAUGAGAGACGUAGAACGCAGCUACAAUUUACACCGCACUAGAAACAAGUUGGUAGAUUGAGUAGGCUACGAUCAUAACGCAAACAGACACUGAAUGCGAAAACUACAACUCACUUAUAAAAACUACACAUAUUCAAAAUACGCAACUCAGAAAUAAGACUAGAAAUACGCAAGCCCAUCCAUAAAAACAAAAAAAUCUAAAAACAAAAAAAUAAACUCAAUAUAUGCGCGCAACGCUAACGGGGAAAAGCCGCGAACCUUACCAAGACAAGCGGAACAGAGACGCGACUACUUCCAGACCAAGAACUUCGGAGCUUGAACAUUGUGGACUUCAGAUUUCGCAUCUUCGACUUCAGAAAGAGCUGCAGAAAACCGCGACCGCCAAAAGCAAGUCUCGGGCGCCGUACAUUGAUAAGAGCAGGCAGCAGAAGACUUCGCCACAGCAAAAAGCCAGGGCCGGCCACAAAGCAAGGGCAACUAGUAACACGCGACGCAUUGGGCUCGCUGUCAUUUUGCCUGCGUUCGAAGUCGGCGAGAGCGAAGCAAGAGAGGACCGCUGAUACAGAAUGAAAGGAGAGCGGCUGCGAAUGUGAAUGGAGCAGGAAAAGAUAGCAGUAACUGGAACAAAAGUUCCGCCCUUUAUAGUGAAGAUGGAGGAUAGGCGGGAGAUGAGUCCUGCUCAAGUCGUUUGCUACUUUGCUUAGCCCACCAUAAAACUUCCGGGGACGACUUGAUGAGGAUUGAGGACAGCUGUGUUACAUUUCGUCGAGCCGCUUGCUACUUUGCUUAGCCCACCAUAAAAACAUCCGGGGGCGACUCAAUGAAAAGGACAUAGCAAGAACAGCUUCACUAUAUUUAUUAUUUAACCCCGUGCUGGGUAAUACUACUACUACUACUUGUCAUGCUGAUGUACCUUAAUACGGCAGAAUUGUCAUGCACGGCUGCAAUUAGAUGACUUACUACGAGCACGAUACUUUUGCACAGGAUAGCGGCAGUUCCUCGGCGAACUCCGACACCGGUUCUGCUGUGUACUCCUCCGACCGAAUCGGCCCGGCGGCCAACAACGGCGCGGCCAGUGCGCUGUCCGGCAUCACCAACGUGCAACGUGCCGACGCGGGGACGCCCCUCACUCCCGUGGUGAAAGAAAACAUCAAGCCGCCCAUCGUCUCCGGGACGGACUACCACGGUGCUAUCAACGGCAUGCACGGGGGUCGGGAGCUGAACCUGAUGAACACGGAGCUCACGCUAUCCUGAGUAAAAACGUUCCCACACCAGAGUUGUCAUGCAAAUCUGCAUGCCAAAAAAGUUUGUCAUGCGGAGCGCCAUGAGAGGCAUUUUCUAGCCGUGUUUUGGAAUUUGUCAUGCUACAAUCAGCGUGAUAUACUAGAUCUGUGAUGCUGCUGAACUACCUAAACAGGAUUGCACUAGUACGAGGACAAACUUGUCAUGCCAAAUGACCAAAGCUGGCUGAUUUGUCUAGCAGAUUUCCCAUCGUGACUCUGGUGUGGGGACGUUUUUACAAAUGAUACACACUGAGCUCCCGGGGCCGCAUGGAGUGCCUCCCCUGCCGGAAAGGCGACUACUGCAUAUGCAUCGCAAAAGUAUCGUACUAGUAGGAAUAACGUUACAAAUUUUCUCAGCAUGAUGAGAAAGGAAACUUGUAAUGCGGAUUUAAGUUGGCAAAAAAAUGUGUAAUGCAUAAAAUGCGAUUAGUACGAGUGCGAUACUUUUACAAUGCAUACUGGACCGGGUGCGACAACUUUGCGAAGUGCCCGGAGGAAGAGCGUAUCAAAUGCAAAAGUGUCUGGGUCUGGAAGAGUUCCAACUUGUCAUGCUAAGUCUGGAUCAUGCAAAACUCUGUCUUGCGUGAUCACCAAAAGCUGCACUUUUUUAACCAACACGAGAGGCAGUUUCUCAUGCAGAAUAGGCAUGAUACAGAGCUCGCAAAAUCUGUCAUGCUAGGUCCUGCAUUCCAGACCUCGUAGGGCAUCGAAAUUUUGCAUCACAAGUUUGUAUUCUUCCAGACCCAGACAUAUUUGCAAUCCAUAGAGCGCCGCGACGCGCUGCGGGGCUAUGCCCGGUACAGCGUGCCGAGGCUGAGCAACUCGAAAUCGGUUUUCGCCAGGGAGUAUAAAUUGCAAAAGUGUAUCGUAGUCAUACUAGUAGAACUUCAACUUGCUCAACAGCAUUUUUACAAAUGAAACUUGUAAUGCAGAAGAUCUACCUUAAGAAAUACAUUGUUGCACGAUUGCAAUCACUACGAGUACGAUACUUUUGCAGUUCAUACGGAGUGCGCCCGCUGCCCGGACGGGUGGGAGCCUGAUUUGUGGCUGCGGCGGUGUGUGAGGGAGUAAGUAGUAUUUUUGAUGCUAUCUAAGCAUGACAGAUUCUUGUGUGCUCUGAAGUGCGCAUCCUUCCAACUUAUUUCCACCAGACCCGGAUGACUACAUGUAAUUCUAAAUUAUUUGCAAUGCACGCAAUACAAAAUUGAAAUUUGCAAUGCAAAAAACGCUAUACCAGGUUCCGCAACGAAUGCGACAUGGAGCUGCUGCAUCUUUGCAUGGACAUAUGGGAGUGCACAACUCCCCCUCCCCUCAUUUGAAUGACAUGAGCAGCAACACAAGCAACGCAAGAAAUAUGGCUUCCGCAUGACAAAUCUGCAGACGGAUUACAGCACUGUUUGAGGCUCCAAGUAGAUUUCUCAUGCAAACUGUGCUCGAGGGCAAGACGUGGAUUUGGUAUUUUGCAUUACAAAUGAGGGGGAGGGAGAGUUGUGCACUCUCAUAGGACAGGUGCUAUUAUUAUGACGAGUGCGAGCGGCACCAGUGUCUCGUUAACUGCGUAUGAAAUGCAAAAGCAUCGUACUAGUAUAAAUCGCAUGACAAAUUUCCUCAGCAUGAGAAAUGAAAUUUGUAAUGCGGAUUUAACUUGAGAAAGAAAUUUGUAAUGCAUGACUGCGAUUACUACGAGUACGAUACUUUUGCACAGGAUACUGCGCACGGGAGGACGAAAAUCCCCGGUAUGUUUUGCAAAUAUCGACCUGGGUCAACAGGAUAGUUGUGAUGCACGAUUCCAAGGACAAAACGAUCUGUGAUGCAUGAAGACAAGUCGCCAGCGUUUUUGUCGUGCUAGAAGCCAGUUUGUCAUGCGUUCCCCUGAUACGGAUGAAUUGUGAAUUCGUAACAAGCCCUUUAAGAAAUUUCUCAUGCCGUUAUGCCUCACAAGCGGCUACUCUGCGAUGGAAGGUUCAGCAACACAAGUUUCCAGGAGACCCAGAUCGAUAUUUGCGGUGCAUACUAGGUGCAGGGAAGCAAUGCUGGAAACUUGCGAGGAGUUGAAUUCUUUAACGCGGGAAAUGGUGAUUACCGAUCCGAGUUUAUUACCAGCCAGCGCGACGACGGUAUAAUGAUUUGUCUUUGUCAUGCUAGACGAGGUAAUAUCUUCAGAUGCGACAUACGCUAUAGCGCAAUACAAACAGCCGUAGAAUUAAAAACAACAUACUAGGUCACGACCUCUACGACCGGCAUCAACGAAGAUUCCGGUUUGUCUAUGCAAGAAAAAAACUAUGUAAGUGUACACUUGUGUUGCAGAACAUGCAACAUAGUUACACCUGUCAUGCCAGACAGCCAUGAAGCCCUCUACUUUUCAUGUGUGUUUUUCCUUACAAGCCACGCAUGACAGGUUUUCUCUGUCAUGUAAAGCAAAUUAUUUGUGAUGUUGUUCCUCAAAGAAAGUUACACUUACACACUUUUUUUCUGGAUAUUGUCCGUCCUAGCCGCGAUGGAGGUGGACUACCAGUGCAAUACUGUGAGGAAAAAUCCCCCCUCACCAUAUCGAAAACGAAAUUUGUGAUGCUCUAUUUGAGUACACAAAUUGACUUGUAUUGCUAGAAGGCCAAGAAAUGCAGACGAUGCCCCGUUUGCAGGCAAUUUGUCAUGCUGCUUCCGAUUUCCAGCUGCCUCCUGUCGUGCUGAAGAUGCAAGGCUUUCCCACGCAGCCCAGCACUACAGUCCGCAUCUUUUCCCUUCUAGCAUGACAGCGUGAUUUGUGAUCACCAAUCACGCUACACAAAUCUACCAUUGAGCAUGGGGAGGGGGGUUUUUCCUUCUGAUAUGCAAUCUGAAGUGCGGGAGAAACACCGCGAGUGGGUUGAAACUGUCGAGUACUGUGGCUUUGGUGGCGAUUUUGAUGUUGACGGUGGGGGCGGGUGGCGGGGGGAUUUUUGUUUAGGGAAAACAAGACGCAGGUUCAAGUUGAUCUAUCGGAUUUUUGCUUCGAAGAUGAAAUGUACUGAGUCAGCAAAUUCGAUAUCGUUUUUGUAGUACUGAGAAAUUAAUGGACAACAUUAACAAGAGGUGGAAGUAGCAAGUAGUAGUAGUAGUACAAGCACGCAAGGCAGAAGUAAAAGUGAAAGUCGUUUAGUCGCGAAAAAAGCUGGCAGAUGAAGAUCAAAACUAAAGGGUCAGACUGUGAAUAAAAUCGAAAGUGCGGCGAGCUCCUCAAAAAGCCCGCGUGUGCGUUUUAACCGAUUGCAAAAAUCGUAAUAUGGAACGCUGAAGAAUAAAUAGGAACUGGUCUCAAAACAGGCAUCAAACGUUAAUUAAAGUACUUAUACAUAGAAUAUCAGAUGAGCUAGGCAAACAGUACACAAAAUCAUGUAGGGCUAGAACACCCCAGUUGCAAUCGACGAAAAAGACGAAAUAAAUCAAUUUGAAUGACGCAGCGGAAAAAUCAAGAGCUUUGUAAGUAUAGUGAUUUUUGCGUUGAAACUGCAGUUUAUUAUGCUGCCACGAGGCG
This is a messenger RNA of Amoebophrya sp. A120, 7264 nucleotides long. The record is from the annotation of a GenBank genome assembly. Lineage: Eukaryota; Dinophyceae; Syndiniales; Amoebophryaceae.